Molecule: messenger RNA, 2075 nt
Organism: Meriones unguiculatus (Mongolian gerbil)
Lineage: Eukaryota; Metazoa; Chordata; Mammalia; Rodentia; Muridae
Gene: Rarg
Product: retinoic acid receptor gamma
Biological process (GO): retinoic acid receptor signaling pathway; cellular response to corticotropin-releasing hormone stimulus; regulation of transcription by RNA polymerase II
Cellular component (GO): nucleus; transcription regulator complex
Molecular function (GO): RNA polymerase II cis-regulatory region sequence-specific DNA binding; nuclear receptor activity; zinc ion binding
Source: RefSeq, a predicted model, not a curated record
AAAAGAAAGAAAAUAUUUUCCGUGUCCCCGCCUGCGGAGUCAGUGUGCGGUUUGGGAGAAAAUGUGUCGGAUAUUUUGGGGCGGUCACGUGGGCGGGCGGGCUCCGAGAGGCCCCGGGAUUGUCCCAGCCUAGAGCCGUGCCCCCUGGAGCCCCCCGUUACGGCGAGUCCCUAACAGCGCGGCGCUCCAUCCCCGAGACCGCCCGACGCCGGGACCUCGGGGCUCGGCGGCCUUCCUUCCCCCGCCCUCCCCUCCAGCGGUUUCCCCGGGUCCUCUCACCUCAGCCUGGCCCAGCAUGUAGGAGGAAACCUCUACAGGGACCCUUGGAGACGCAGCGGGCAGGCCAGUCGGGGUGGGCACGGAGCCUCCCAGGCCGGGGCAGUGGGCAUGGGCGGGGGCUGCGGCUGAAGACCACCCCCGCCCACUGCAGGUUCCACGGGAUUCGCACUCGGCAGCUGCCAUGGCCACCAACAAGGAGCGCCUCUUUGCGGCUGGUGCCCUGGGGCCUGGAUCCGGCUACCCGGGAGCGGGCUUUCCGUUUGCCUUCCCCGGGGCGCUCAGAGGGUCACCUCCGUUUGAGAUGCUGAACCCUAGCUUCCGGGGCCUGGGCCAGCCUGACCUCCCCAAGGAGAUGGCUUCUCUGUCGGUGGAGACCCAGAGCACCAGCUCGGAGGAAAUGGUGCCCAGCUCUCCCUCACCCCCGCCACCCCCUCGGGUCUAUAAGCCAUGCUUUGUAUGCAAUGACAAGUCUUCCGGCUACCACUAUGGGGUCAGCUCCUGUGAAGGCUGCAAGGGCUUCUUCAGACGCAGCAUCCAGAAGAACAUGGUGUACACGUGUCACCGCGACAAGAACUGCAUCAUCAACAAGGUGACCCGGAACCGCUGCCAGUACUGCCGGCUGCAGAAGUGUUUCCAAGUGGGCAUGUCCAAGGAAGCUGUAAGGAAUGACCGGAACAAGAAGAAGAAAGAGGUAAAGGAGGAGAGCUCACCUGACAGCUAUGAGCUGAGUCCACAGUUGGAAGAGCUCAUCACCAAGGUCAGCAAAGCCCACCAGGAGACGUUCCCCUCGCUCUGCCAGCUGGGCAAGUACACCACGAACUCCAGUGCAGAUCACCGGGUGCAGCUGGACCUGGGGCUGUGGGACAAGUUCAGCGAGCUGGCCACCAAGUGCAUCAUCAAAAUCGUGGAGUUCGCCAAGCGCUUGCCUGGUUUCACAGGACUCAGCAUCGCCGACCAGAUCACUCUGCUCAAGGCUGCCUGCCUGGACAUCCUAAUGCUGCGGAUCUGCACGAGGUACACCCCGGAGCAGGACACCAUGACGUUCUCGGACGGGCUGACCCUGAACCGUACCCAGAUGCACAACGCCGGCUUUGGGCCCCUCACAGACCUCGUCUUUGCCUUUGCUGGGCAGCUCCUGCCCCUGGAGAUGGAUGACACGGAGACCGGGCUGCUCAGCGCCAUCUGCCUCAUCUGCGGAGACCGCAUGGACCUGGAGGAGCCCGAGAAGGUGGACAGGCUGCAGGAGCCGCUGCUGGAGGCGCUGAGGCUGUACGCGCGGCGCCGGAGGCCCAGCCAGCCCUACAUGUUCCCGCGGAUGCUCAUGAAGAUCACCGACCUGCGCGGUAUCAGCACGAAGGGCGCAGAGAGGGCUAUAACCCUGAAGAUGGAGAUCCCGGGCCCCAUGCCCCCCCUGAUCCGAGAGAUGCUGGAGAACCCAGAAAUGUUUGAGGACGACUCCUCGAAGCCCGGCCCCCAGCCCAAGGCUUCCAGUGAGGAUGAAGCCCCAAGGAACCAGGGCAAAGGGGGCGAAAGCCCCCCGCCUGACCAGGGCCCCUGACCUACCCCACUGUGGGGUUGGGCUCCCGGCAGCAGACUGACCAUUUCCCAGCCACCCCUAGUGGCUGAGAGAGGACCUGCCCUGCCCGCUCCCCACCCUUCCGAUGAGCUCGUGGUUUUGCCAAAGUUUGUAGGGGUGCCUGUGUUCAGCCCGGUCCUGUUCUAACGGCUCCCCCUACAGUCCGGGGGCUGCCCCGCACCUGCCCGGAGAGCCUGGGAAGGCCCAAGCUUGGGUCCAG